AUGGUGAGAUCGUCCAGGCCGAUCAGUGUAUUGAAAACAGUUGAUUUCUGGAAUGUUCUCUGGAGUGAUUUCUGGACUGAAUUGUCCGGGACGAUAGCUGUUUAUAAAGAUGAGACAGAAGCAUAUGAAUGUUUUUGCACUUAUGCUCACGAUAAUGGCUUUAGCGUCCGAAAGGAUCAUCAUAGUUUUUGGCCAAAUUCUAGGAAGAUAAAAUCGAAGGACUUUGUUUGUUCAAAAGCUGGUUUCAAGAAAAAUAAUGAUCUUAAUUCAAGAAAGAGAUUCUCUAGACCAGAUGUCCAAACUGGUUGUCCAGCCAUGGUGAGGUUUGUCACAGAUGAAGAUGGUUACUGGCAUGUCAAAAGAUUUAUUGAAUCCCACAACCAUGAUUUAGGUAGCCCAGCCGUCCGACACCUUUUGAGAUCAUGUAGGAAUGUUGUUGAGGAGAAAGCUUCCGUCCUAAAAUCGAUGACAGAUGCGGGGAUUAGAACCGUUGAUGCAUAUGCCUACCUUGCAGAGGAAGUUGGUGGAUGUGAGAAUGUCAGAUUCUCUAAGAGGGAUGCCUAUAAUUUUAUUCAGAAGGAGAAAAGAGCAAGGAUUGAAAUUGGUGACACUAAUUCUUUGAUUCAAUUAUUUAAAGAUCUACAAGUUGAGGACCGCAUGUUCGCAUGA
Dendrobium catenatum is the source of this 669-nucleotide messenger RNA. RefSeq names its product putative protein FAR1-RELATED SEQUENCE 10. Bases 1 to 669 code for a protein of 222 amino acids. NCBI's taxonomy places the organism in Eukaryota, Viridiplantae, Streptophyta, Magnoliopsida, Asparagales, Orchidaceae. The record is from RefSeq and is a predicted model, not a curated record. The transcript is spliced from 2 exons.